AUGUAUUAUCCCCGUGAAACCGAAAAGCUGGAGCUGCCGUCGAUUUCCCAGGUCCACACCCGCGGUCCUGCUGAUAUUCCCUGGUACAACCACCACGCGGCCGAACGACCGCUAUUGUCUGGAGACAAACUGCCUGCCCUCAGCUUGCCCACAGCUCCUCAAGCCUCAUCCCGUGCUUAUCAAGACGCCAGCGUGAGCGGCAGCGCUCGUACUAGCCUGUCCGGCGCCUCGGCCGUCCAAGAGCCCCGGAGUCCACCUGCCGAUCUUGCUUCACAGGGUCGCCUCUCACUGGAUUCCGAGUACUCCAUAGUGCCCAGCGAGGCCUAUUAUCCCAGCCCGACCUCGCUCGGCAGCAUGAACCAGGCCCCACCCUACAUGGACGUGCAUCCUCAUAUGUCUUCCGCUCAAACAUACGCCCCGCAAGGUGCUACCGCGGGCGCCAUGUCGCAUUAUCCUUAUCACCAACAGCCGCCCGUGCUGCAACCUGUUUCCAGUUAUGGUCCAUCGUACCCCCAGUACGGAUAUCCCAAUGGAGUGACAUCACCGCCCACCGGACAUCCUCCACCGCCAAGCUCCAUGGGACAAAUGGCGCCCCAGAUUUUGCCAUUGCCAGGAGUCGGUAACCAUCAAGUGCCCGUAGGAUACGGCAAUACUACCGGAUCACCACUGCAAGGGUAUGUCUAUGAUUCAACUGGUCAGGGCGCUCCUCCAGGAGCAAAGCCCCGAGUCACCGCGACCCUGUGGGAAGAUGAGGGCAGUCUCUGUUACCAGGUUGAGGCCAAGGGUGUCUGUGUUGCCCGCCGAGAGGACAACCACAUGAUUAACGGCACAAAACUAUUGAACGUCGCGGGAAUGACUCGUGGUCGUCGAGAUGGCAUAUUGAAAAGUGAAAAGUUGCGCCAUGUGGUCAAAAUUGGGCCAAUGCAUUUGAAGGGCGUCUGGAUUCCAUUUGAGCGAGCGUUGGAAUUUGCGAACAAAGAGAAGAUUACUGAUCUUUUGUACCCGCUGUUUGUACACAACAUCGGUGGACUGCUGUACCACCCAGCAAACCAGAACCGGACAAACAUGGUUGUGCAAGAAUCUCAGCGACGAAGCAUGGAGGGUCCCCCCGUGGCGCCUCACCGUACUCCGACAGCCCCCCAGCCCUCUAGUCUGCAUCAUCAUGCAAUGCAGACCCCCAUGUCCGCGCAGAUGUCACAGCCGUCCUCCAUGGGCCAACGUCCCGGAAUGGACCGAGCCUUUCCUACUCCCCCAGCCAGCGCAUCUAGCUUGAUGGGUGUGACUAACCAAGGAAGCUCAUACGAAUGGGGUGCCCAGGGAAUGAACUCGGGGGUGCCGCAUACUCAGCCACUGGCGAUUGACACAACAUUGAGCCAUCAGCAACGUUCGAUGCCUACCACACCUGCCACCACACCCCCAGGUAACAACAUGCAGACCAUGCCGCCCUAUCAGACACAGUCCGGCUACGAGAAUUCUAAACCAUACUAUUCCGCCCCGCCGCAGUCUCACUCGCAGUACGCCCCACACACCCCGAUGACCCAGUCUGGUAUGCCCCAGUACGGCCAGCCAUUGCCGGCAGUCAACUAUUUGAAGAAUGAAAUGGCCCCUCCGACCGGUCGGACUCCAGGCGCCCCUGAGACAGAAUCCCCUGAUCUCAAGUCAGAACGCUACGCCCAGACCAAUGGUCCCGAUGAAUCUGUUCCCCCGCAAGAGCCUGAAUACCUGCAGGACCAGGGAUCUGGUUAUGGUGCCAACCGCGGAUCGUACACAUACUCGACCAACCAGUCGGUGCCUUCUCUUAAUGGAGAGCACUCACAACUGACCCCCGAGAUGACCGGUUCGCCACAACAGAACGGUUCGGGCCGUAUGACCCCACGCACUAGCGUGAGCGGACCUCCGCCACACUGGACCUCCGGCUACAAUACCCCUCCUCGUCCAUCCGCAGCGACCACACUCUACAAUGCCGUUAGCGACACCCGGGGUACCCCUGCUAAUGGCGUCUCCGAUCCUUACUCCAUGGGCUCCAUGAACGGAUCUACGUCUCUUGGAGGAUCGGGCGGUAAGCGGAUGCGUGACGAUGAUGAGGUGAUCCGCCCCGAGAUUUCUGGUGAGUAUGAGAGCAAACGCCGCAAGACUAUCACCGAUACUACUCUUGGUGGUCCUAUCAGUGGUGCUCCUCUCCUUCAACCCAUGAAGACUGGUGCUGUCAUGGCCGGUCGCCGCCGUUAA
Messenger RNA from Penicillium odoratum, 2229 nucleotides. Its product is annotated as KilA-N domain-containing protein. The transcript has 5 exons. Gene Ontology annotation, molecular function: sequence-specific DNA binding; DNA-binding transcription factor activity. Lineage: Eukaryota; Fungi; Ascomycota; Eurotiomycetes; Eurotiales; Aspergillaceae. Gene Ontology annotation, biological process: positive regulation of transcription by RNA polymerase II. Bases 1 to 2229 code for a protein of 742 amino acids. The record is from RefSeq and is a predicted model, not a curated record. Gene Ontology annotation, cellular component: nucleus.